This is a messenger RNA of Saccostrea cuccullata (small rock oyster), 824 nucleotides long. RefSeq names its product long-chain fatty acid transport protein 2-like. Gene Ontology annotation, molecular function: long-chain fatty acid transmembrane transporter activity; long-chain fatty acid-CoA ligase activity. Lineage: Eukaryota; Metazoa; Mollusca; Bivalvia; Ostreida; Ostreidae. The annotation marks the transcript as partial. The transcript is spliced from 4 exons. The record is from RefSeq and is a predicted model, not a curated record.
AUUUAUAUUUAAAGUUUUAUUGCAGAAAGCAACUGUAUUUCGGGAUAAAAGCUUUCAAAUAAAUUUCAUUCAAUUCGACACCAGAUCAGAAAAACCGAUAAGAGACAAGAAUGGGAGAUGUAUCCAUAUAAAACCAGGUGAGGUGGGUCUCGUUAUUUGUGGGGUAAACGAAGAAUUCUACUCUGGAUUUUACAAAGGUUCUAAGGAAAUGAACGAGAAAAAAUUCAUCCGAGACGUAUUUGAGGAGGGGGAUCGCUGGUUUUCAUUCGGUGACCUGAUCUACCUGGAUGAAAACUACAAUGUGUAUUUCAGAGAUAGAACUGGGGACACAUUUAGGUGGAAGAGUGAGAAUGUCUCCACUGCUGAAGUAGCUGACGUCAUGAGUCGUAUUCCGUUCAUCCGUGACGUCAAUGUUUACGGUGUAACAAUUCCAGGUGAAGAUGGGCGAGCAGGAAUGGCGGCCAUUCUUCUGAAAAAUGAAACCGAUAAAAUUACAGACGACAAAUUGCGAACGAUUUACUCAGUCUGUGAGAAGGAACUUCCGAAUUACGCUCGCCCUGUAUUCCUUCGCUUCAUGCCGGAUUUUAUCGUCACACAAACAAUGAAGAACCGGAAGGUGGAGCUGGUGGAGGAAGGUUAUGACCUUGGAAAGGUCAAGGACCCACUGUACUUCAUUGACUCAAAAAACAAAACCUACUCUCCUUUGUCCCUGGAAAAUUUCCAAAUUGUAAUGUCUUCAAAAUUAUGAAAAAAAGGGGGAAAAGUGUCUUGCUGAUAAAGGUGCUUUCUUCAAAAUGUGAUUUAUUUACCAAAAAAAAUGUUAG